Molecule: messenger RNA, 3112 nt
Organism: Conger conger (European conger)
Lineage: Eukaryota; Metazoa; Chordata; Actinopteri; Anguilliformes; Congridae
Gene: dusp6
Product: dual specificity phosphatase 6
Exons: 3
Coding region: 591-1742 (383 amino acids)
Biological process (GO): protein dephosphorylation; positive regulation of apoptotic process; regulation of heart growth
Cellular component (GO): cytoplasm; cytosol
Molecular function (GO): MAP kinase tyrosine/serine/threonine phosphatase activity; protein tyrosine/threonine phosphatase activity
Source: RefSeq, a predicted model, not a curated record
AUCCAUUCAAGAGCUUGCCGCGGCCGAGAGUUCAUGAGAGAGAACGAAGCAUUAUCUAUUCUCGACAGGACAUAGGCUGUUCUCCACGAACCAUUGGAAUGUUUCGCAAUUUAUGAAGAUAUUUUUGAUCUGUAUUUGGAACAGAACAGAAACGUAAAAACUGAGCUACGGAUUUAAAAACGUAUAUUUUAGCCUACAUAUAGGCUACGGACUGCUAUUAUAUAACAGGAGCACAGCGUCAAUUCGACGUUACCUUCAGUGAGUCAUUGAUAAACGCACAGGCAUUCCAUACAGUCGCUUGAAUGAGUGCUGUGUAGCCUUAGAUAAUUUGCUAACGAAUAUACACGUUGGGUUUCGUGUUUUAUCUAUUUAAAUUGCGUCAACCGGGCAAGCAAGAGUGCAGUUAAUGCAACUUCAGCGUUUAGAAUUAGACGAAUUCAUUUUAUCAGAUAUAUUUUUAUGAAUGGUUACGCUGUGAUUACUUAAAUGCCUUUAUCAUCGCGGCGUACAAUCUCCAUAUUGUUCUGCACUUGCUAAAUAGGUUACAUCUGACAGUUCAUUUUAAGCCUUGUUUCAGGGUUUUCUCCCUAAUGCUAGAUAAGUUCAAACCCGUUCAUUUCGAUUCCAUAAUGGCGAUCAGCAAGACAGUGGACUGGCUGAAAGAACAGGUUCUGGCGCGCAGCAACAGCCUGCUAGUGAUGGACUGCCGAGCUCACGAGCUGUACGAAUCCUCGCACGUUGAGACUGCGAUAAACGUUGCCAUUCCAAGCCUCAUGCUUCGGCGACUGAAGAAGGGCAACCUGCCCAUCAAGUCUCUUCUCGCCAACGGCGAGGACCGGGAGAAAUUUGCCAGAAGGUGCAAGACGGAUACCAUCGUGCUUUACGACGAGUACAGUCGGGAAUGGAACGAAAAUGUUGACGGGGGCUCGGUGCUGGGAUUGCUGCUGAGGCGGAUGAAAGACGAAGGCUACAAGGCUUUUUAUCUGGAAGGGGGCUUCAGCAAAUUUCAAACAGAGUUCCCUGCCCUGUGUGAGACGAAUUUGGACAGCACUUCCAGCAACAGUUCCCCCACGGCGCAAGUUUUGGGGUUAGGGGGACUACGGAUAAGUUCCGACUCUUCAGACAUUGAAUCUGACAUCGAUCGUGACCCCAACAGCGCAACCGACUCGGACGGAAGUCCACUAUCAAAUCCUCAGCCUUCCUUCCCAGUGGAGAUCCUGCCGCAUUUAUACCUGGGAUGCGCAAAAGACUCCACAAAUCUGGACAUUUUGGAAGAAUACGGCAUCAAGUACAUUCUGAACGUCACACCAAACCUGCCCAAUCUAUUUGAGAAUGCUGGAGAGUUUAAGUACAAGCAGAUCCCCAUCUCCGACCACUGGAGCCAGAAUCUUUCUCAGUUCUUCCCCGAAGCCAUCGGCUUUAUUGAUGAGGCCCGUGGUCAGAAGUGUGGAGUCCUGGUCCACUGUCUGGCUGGCAUUAGUCGGUCUGUUACUGUCACUGUGGCCUACCUCAUGCAGAAGCUCAACCUCUCCAUGAAUGACGCCUAUGACAUUGUCAAGAUGAAGAAGUCAAACAUCUCCCCAAACUUUAACUUCAUGGGCCAGCUUCUGGACUUUGAACGGACUCUGGGCCUGAACAGUCCCUGUGACAACCGCAUCCCCCCCACCUCCACCCAACCCCUCUACUUUACCACUCCCACCAACCACAACGUCUUUCAGCUGGAUCCGUUGCAGUCCACGUGAGCUUCCAUCGACAUCUGCUCCGACACGGAGGGUGACCACUUUUGAAAUCAUAUUUUGUCUCCUGUUAAGAGGUCUUUACGGGACUGUCACAGUCGAGGUCUUGAUGUGGAUCGUCACAGCUGGAUGACGCUGACAGCUGUGUGGUGUAGUUUCUGAAGUACGUGUGACCUGGCUAAGGCUGGAGCACAGCCGCUACCUUUGAGAUGCUAUCGUGCUCUCUCUCAUUUUCAAUGAGUCUGAUUUUCAGAAUGUCAGGUGAUGCAAUCAAAAACAGUAGACCGUAGCAUUUGAACCCAUAGCUUGGGAUGCCAAAGAGACCUGGUUGGCUUAACUGGACAUAUUUUUAUGGACUUGGCACAUGCACCUACAGACUCAUGAUCAGCCUGGGUGUACAUUUUUUGUCUUCUGUGAAGACAUUCCUGUUUCUGAUCCCCAAAGUUAUGAGGGCACAGUAUUUGCCACUCCAUGUUGUUUGUGUGGAGUUGUUUGAAAUGUUUAUACAUAUGUAUAUGUAUAUAUUAAAGACUUGAGGGUAAAGCCUUGCUCUAGUAAGUUUGCAAGCAAGUGGGUACUGAUGGUUUUUAAGUUUUACUCUAUGUAAACCUGCAUACUGAAUAUUGAUCUUUAUCACAAUUUAAUAAGCCAAAACAUAUACGUUUUUUUCCAGAUUUUACAUGUGUAUAUGUGUAAUAUAUUUAAUAUAUUUAGACUUUUUGCUUAAUGUAUGAAUUCAAUCAAUAGCCCUUUCUUUUGCUUAUGCACCCCACCACCCUCCCCCCCCAAAAAAAAAAUCAGAUUUUCAUGUCUUAGCUCUGUACAUACCGUCCAAAAAAAUAUCCUAUGACAUUUAUCUGAAAGAACCCCCCCCCUCCCGUUAAUCUACCACCUGUACAGGCAGACAAAUCCACAGAAAGCAGAAGGGUCCUACUGUACUUUGGUGCUGUGGGAUGUGUUCAGGUUGUGAUUGUGCAUGUGACUGUAAUGAUGUGGGAGGAUUCUAUGCUGAAUACUAGGGCCGUUUGAGCUUUAUGCGACCUGGGAUGAUUCCUUGGGUCAGUUUAUUUUCACGAGGGACCUAGAAAGGGUUAAUUAAUGUUUGUUCUUGUGCAAGGAAUUGAGAAUUGUGUUUUCUUUGGAAACACUGUCAGGCUGAGAAGGCAUUACCUCUUAAUCCUUUCAUGGAUUUUCUAUAAAAUGUUAUUUUUGUGGAGAGCAGGGACUAGUGUGAGGUGAAGUUUGAAUGUGGGAAGGCUGAGGGUCGGGUUUGCCAGCUGUAAUCUUACCUAUCCAAUAAAGUGGAGUUUAAGGCAUGGGAUUCUUUUAAAGAAUGUAAAGAGAAUUAAAUUAUUAAUAAAUUCCUAUUUUGUCUA